AUGGAGGACGCAACCCAAGACUCAAGUAUGGAAGAAGCGAUGCGAGCAGCCGCAGAGAGGGCAGCACAAAUCACAAUGACGAGAUCAAGGUUGGUGGCACUUGGCCAACCUCCGGGCCCCCCUCUCCCAGCUUCACGACAGGACAACUCGUUAGCCACGCUGGCUAAAGCCUCCACCAAUCGUACCAACAAUCCGGUCAACACCUCCUUGCUGUCUGUGAUACUGGAAGACAUCAAUGGAGACCCAAUCCUCGACGACGCAGCCGCAAUAUCACAAGGCUCCUUAAUUGGUUCAGACGCCAAUGACGAAAUCUCGUGGGCUCAGAUGGACAAGGGGAAAGGAAGAGCCCUAAGCCGGACGAGCCCAACCCCAUCAGAAAACAGCAGGUUAUAUCCAGAGACUCCAAGGAUCCCAAGACAGUGGAGUAGGAGAUGUCUGAUACAGAGAGUUGUGUUAGCAGGAAACCUAGAGAGGUCGCAACGUGAUCGACUAGAGCAGAGACUUACAUGUGAUACCCUGACAGAUGAAUCGAGCACAAUCAGUGCCAACAAAAGAGUUGAGCUGUUGUUCCGGGCAGGGGAAUAUGCUGAAGCCAACACCCUCCUAAACAAGCUACUCGGCCCCACGAACGGAGACACGGGCAGUGUGAUCAAUGAGAGAGGCGAGAGGGUGCCGAUGGCCAGUGGCAGCGGUCAAUCCAGACCCCAACCUCGGAUGGAGAACAGUCAACUCCCUAGGUCCCAAUCAUACCAGCUCCUGGCGGGGGACUUGUCGUCCAGAGAGGAAAGCAUCGAUGACCUACCCCUAAUCAAUCGGUCAAGGUUCAGCACAGCCAGAGGAACAAGGUUUGAAGAACCUACACACUCUAACCACCGGGGGCCACGUAACGACCCUCAUCCUCACCAAUCGAUCAGACAUCCUUCCCCCCCUCUUUAUCGCCCAAUUCCGGAUACUCGCCUCCACCAACCUAGCCGGCAAGAAGCCCAAGCCCUCUUCCCUCAACCUGCACCAAGCAGCCGUCAGAUAACGGCUCCAAGCCUCCGAACGAUCCAUCCGAUCAAAACCACGGAAGACCUUGCCGAGGAGGAGCAGGUGAAGACCCUCCUAGCUGCGAAGAAAGGCAGAUUGGUGCUAAGAAACAGCGACGUGGUGGAAAACGGACAAUACCUAGUGAACAACGAGUCAGAAGAAAUGGAAAAUGGACUCACUCCGUUAUCUCCAGUCCUGACACACUGGUUGAAGACCUUCAAGUCGUAUAUCCCACUUACGGCUUUCAACAAAUUCUUCGUGGUGGACGACCAGCAAGAGUGGAGUCGGCGGAAAGCCCCGACUGAGUCGAAGAUAGACAAUGGUAGUGCCUCACUACGCAUUUACGGCGGUCCACCCCCUCCGGAAGAGCUGAUGAUGCAAUUUGAGGAAUGGAUUGAUGCCAUGUCACUAUUCAUCAAAUACGUGGCAGAUGCAGGAUGGGUCACUUUACCUGAGCGUUUCGAAGGACACCGUGGAGUGGUGACGAAACUUAGAGACAAUUUUGGAUGGAUGGUGGCAUUGCGUUACUGCCGGAGGAGCCGUCAAGGUGUCAUGCAGGAGACGACUGAUAACAAGAUCAAGAAUUUCAGUAAACUCCAAACGGCAAUCCUCGACGAAGUGAGAUUGACGGUCGAUGCAUGGCAAGAGCGAGCUUACCGUACGAACUCUUACGCGGCUGGAGGCCUAUUGGCACACAUGAACCCCUUGUCUGGUCUCCCUCGAACAUCAUCCAGUUCAUCUACGACCAUCAAGAAAACUCAACCACAAAUCGAGUUGGCCUCUCAUAGAACAAUAAAGACAGAAGGCAAGCCAGCGGAUUGGAUCCCCUCUUAUAAGUGGCGCACGAUGUCGGCAGAGGAAAAGGAGGAUGCGAAGAGAGAGUCGGGGAGAAGAGACACAAGGAGUAGUCGCUGA
Messenger RNA from Melampsora larici-populina 98AG31, 1944 nucleotides. RefSeq lists its product as uncharacterized. The coding region runs from base 1 to 1944 and encodes 647 amino acids. The record is from RefSeq and is a predicted model, not a curated record. Lineage: Eukaryota; Fungi; Basidiomycota; Pucciniomycetes; Pucciniales; Melampsoraceae. The transcript has 2 exons.